Oryctolagus cuniculus (rabbit) is the source of this 3446-nucleotide messenger RNA. NCBI's taxonomy places the organism in Eukaryota, Metazoa, Chordata, Mammalia, Lagomorpha, Leporidae. The record is from RefSeq and is a predicted model, not a curated record.
ACAGGGAGAAAACAUUUUGAAAUUGCAUAUCUGGUAUAACAAUUCUUUUCAGAGAACUGAAAGAGCUCUCUCAAAAUUUCAUUCAGAAAAAUGAAAUGACACAUUUAUCAAGGAAACGUAAAAUUCACCAUUUCAAACAGGUAGAAAAGCCUUGAGAUCUCUUUAAACAGCAGGUGGGGUGACUUCCUAACAGCCCUGAGAAAGGAAGGCUUGUUGGGACACAUUUUCUGUCUUGGUAUUUUCAUACACAUACAUGACUAUACGAGCGAUACAUGCUUAGGUGAUUUGGGGACACGGUCUGUGGUGUCAGGGCAGGAUCUAUAACUAUGAGACUGGCAGAUGGGUAGGUUGUCCCCACCAGUGGGGGUCUUGUGCCUCAACCUAGCUUAGGCCCCUGGAAGGCAGACUUCCAAAGAUUCCAUGACACGCUCCACCUUCUAAUUCUGCGAUGGCAACGGCAGACCAUUAGCUGCCACACAACAGCCAGUCCUAGCAGAGACUGAGCUACAGGCAGUGCCUUCAAUCUAGGCUUUGGCAGUUUUAUCCUUGUUUGUCCAGUGAAGAACUUCCCAGUGUCAUCGGGCUGUGGAUCAGGUGUUUCACAUCAUCCCUGUUGUCCUGCUGUGACACACCAUCAGCAUGGCAGGAUCCCACAGCCCUGCAUCAGAUCCCAUGGCAGAACUGAACGACCUCGAAUGCCAGCAAUUGCGAUCCCAGCUGGCAAAGAGCCAACAGGACUGCUGGGAGCUCCAGGAGAAGUUUCUCAUAGCUGAGGCUACAAACUUUGCCCUGGCCAGGGAGCUGAAAAAAUACAAUUGUGAGAAGUUUAAAAACAUCAUUGAGUCCAUACUGACCAAGAAGCUCCACUUGGAGAAGCCGCUGGCAGAGAAGCCCACGGUCCCAGAGCUGCUCAGGCAUUGCCGUGGCAUCCUUGAAGAUCAGGACCAAGAACUUUCCCAGUUACGUCCAAAGGUCCAAAGGGGGAGAAAUCUAGACCACAUCCUGCAGCAGUACCUGAAGGACGUGCUCACCGUGCAUGACCCUGAGACCUGUACGGGGCAGGGCUUCCGACGACUGCUCACUGAGGCUGUCCGGCUGUCAGUGAGCCUUGAGGACCUGCUUGGAGCAGAAAAUAUUGAAGAGGAGGAAACACCAGCACAAGGACCUGUUGCUGACAGGGAGCUCUUGGAAGUGGAUGAAAUGGAAACCCCACAAAAUUCACAGCAGGAAACAUCUAUCACUGGUGCUGUUGACCACCUGCUGAGUGACUCCUGCCUGCCUGAGGGCACUGUGCAAAUGUCUCCUGAUGCUGAGGACACCCACAGUGUGCUAGGUGUAGAUGGGGAACACGCUUGUUCACAAAAGAAAGAAGAACCUGUCACCGUUCUCCCAGAAAAUCAAUAUCACGAAGUGGAGGUACAAGAGCAAGUUGUCACAUACACUUCCAGGGAGCUCCCAGAGGAGCAAGAGCGGGAAGACCCAGAGGACUCACUGGACGAGUGCUACCUCACUCCCUCGAUUUUUCCGGUCGUUUCUGAGCUUGACCAUUCCACGUGGAGCAGCUGGUGCUCCCUGGAGCAGCAGGACAUGCUCUCUGCUCCAGAUGCAAAUGAAAAGGAACAUGACAAUGAUGAAAUGCAAGAGGAAGCACAAGCCCUGUCACACACCAGGGAGAUUCCAGAGAUUGAAGAUCAAGAUGUCUCACAAGACUCUCACGAAAAUCAAUAUCACGAAGUGGAGGUACAAGAGCAAGUUGUCACACACACUUCCAGCAGGGAGCUCCCAGAGGAGCAAGAGCAGGAAGACCCAGAGGACUCGCUGGACGAGUGCUACCUCACUCCCUCGAUUUCCCCAGUUGUUUCUGAGCUUGACCAUUCCACGUGGAGCAGCUGGUGCCCCCUGGAGCAGCAGGACAUGCUCUCUGCUCCAGAUGCAAAUGAAAAGGAACAUGACAAUGAUGAAGUGCAAGAGGAAGCACAAGCCCUGUCACACACCAGUCUCAUCAGGGAGAUUCCAGAGAUUGAAGAUCAAGAUGUCUCACAAGACUCUCACGAAAAUCAAUAUCAUGCAGUGGAGGUACAAGAGCAAGUUGUCACAUGCACUUCCAGUCUCAUCAGGGAGAUUCCAGAGAUUGAAGAUCAAGAUGUCUCACAAGACUCUCACGAAAAUCAAUAUCAUGGAGUGGAGGUACAAGAGCAAGUUGUCACAUACACUUCAAGUCUCAUCAGGGAGAUUCCAGAGAUUGAAGAUCAAGAUGUCUCACAAGACUCUCACGAAAAUCAAUAUCAUGCAGUGGAGGUACAAGAGCAAGUUGUCACAUACACUUCCAGUCUCAUCAGGGAGAUUCCAGAGAUUGAAGAUCAAGAUGUCUCACAAGACUCUCACGAACUGAGUUUUGUUGCUGCCCCUGAGAGGAAGACCCGUUCCCAGCUGGAGGGAGGUCCUCACGAAGAUCCCAUCACCAGCAAGUGUGAGAGUCAUAGCAUCAGCCCCAGUGAUGUCCCAAGUACCCCAAAAGAAAAUGUUAUCAAAGGAAAAUGGAAGCCCAGGAAAUGCGAACUGGCCUGCAGGUUCCCUGGCCUGGAGAUGAAGGGCAAACCACAGCCCACAGAGAGGAAGAUUGCGUGCCGAUUCCCAGGCCAGGAGAUGAAGGGAAAACCACAGCCCAUGGAGUGCCACCUUGCAUGGAGAUUCCCUGACCAGGAGACGAAGGGAAAACCACAGACCAACAUGUGGGCACUGACCUUCAGAUUCCUAGGCCUUCACACCUAGACAGAGGUAAUCCUGUGUGUGUGUCUUAGAUGUAUUUGUUCCUUCUUACACUGGGCACAGAUUAUAGCUCAUUUCUGUUUGUUCAGAUAGGGUAGAACUGUAACCUCUCUGUUUGGAUCAAUAAUUUGAAAUAGAAGAUACAGUAAGAAACCCUUGUCAUGUAGAAACCUGACCCACAAAAUAGGAUACCUCCCCUCAUAAUCAAGUUAAAAUGUUUACAGUUGAACUUCUCUCCCUAAAACAUGCUGUUCACCAUCCACUCACUUGAUUGCAAGUCCUCUAUUGGGUUGAGAAAUAUACAUUGAACAAUCACAUUUUAUCUGAUCUUAUUCCUAGGCCAAUUUCCAAUGCAGAUUCUUAGGUCUCAUUCUCCAAUGUUUGUCCUUCCCUCUGACCAGUAUACAAACAGGAUAUUCUCAAAAAGAAAAUUUCUUAGGGGAACUGAAAAAAAAAUGGGGAAACUCUAGGAUGACUGAAGAGUGCCUGUUUUAAAGUUAAUGUUCCCUUCAGAGUUGAGUGAGUGAGCUAUUAGGCACACAGCAGAAUGGUCCUAGGUGUAACUAGAUGUGGAAUCAUCUUCAGAGAAACUUGGUGUCUGUUCUAUUGACAUGAGUUGUGCUGUGGUUACACUCCCGGCUCUCUUUGCUUACUGCAGAAAACUAGUCCAUUUCUAA